Molecule: messenger RNA, 1778 nt
Organism: Piliocolobus tephrosceles (Ugandan red Colobus)
Lineage: Eukaryota; Metazoa; Chordata; Mammalia; Primates; Cercopithecidae
Exons: 2
Coding region: 433-1677 (414 amino acids)
Biological process (GO): ceramide biosynthetic process
Cellular component (GO): plasma membrane; Golgi membrane; endoplasmic reticulum membrane
Molecular function (GO): sphingomyelin synthase activity; ceramide cholinephosphotransferase activity
Source: RefSeq, a predicted model, not a curated record
UGUUUGUUCUUGUUUUUGUUUGUUCUUGUUCUUGUUUUUGUUUGUUCUUGUUUUUGUUUGUUUUUGUUCUUGUUUUUGUUUGUUCCUUUUUUCUGUUUACACCGGUAAUAAAAUAUAUCAAAGUUAAGUUUUGUCAACUUAUAUAUAUACCUUCUUAUGUUUCCAAAAAAAAAAAAAAGAUUGAAAAAAAUUAAAUAAAACGCUAGUUGCGCAUAAACUAUAAAAUAAGACAAUCAAAUAGGGAUUAAAAUAUGCAAUAAAUUAGACAAUAAAUAGAACAUGAAAAUAGAUAACAAAGAAAAAAACAUAUAAACCAAGAUAUAAACCAAGAUAUAAACCAAGAUAUAAACCAAGAUAUAAACCAACAAAUAAAACAACAAAUAAAACAACAAAUAAAACAAGAAAAAAGUAGACACAAGAAAAAUAAACAGAAUGACAUUACAGAAUUUCCUGGUUGAUAUGAAACAUGAAGGGUCAGAAACAUCUAUGGAAUGUAAAAACAUUAAAAACGUUAAUGAUAGUUAUGCGUUAACAGUUGAUAUGGAAUUAGAUGAUGUGUGUACAUCAAAGAUCACAAAAGUAAGUAAUACAAAUGAUUUAACAAGAUGGAUUUUAUUUAAAAUAUUAUUUAAAAAAUUUAUAUUAGCAUUAUUAUUUUUUAUUCUUUCUAUAGUUAUACAAGGUUUUUUUAUGAUAUAUAGUGAUUCUUACUAUAUCCCAACUAUUCCACCCUUAAAAGACCGUAUACAUGAUAUAUUAAUAAAUCCACCUACGUGGAUUUCAUAUGACCGUAUCAAUCUAUUAAUGAUUAUUUUAUUAUUGUCAUUUAUAGUGUUACUUAUAUUUAACAGUAUAUAUUUGUCAUUUUCUAUUAUUUGUCGUUUUCUGUAUAUGAUGGGUGUUUUUUAUUUAGCUAGAGGGCUCAUCAUAUAUGUUACUUCUGUACCUGCAACAAUAACUGCAUGUGAUGCAUUAAAAAGUGGUGAUUUUUUAUUCAAUUUAAUGCAAGUACUUAAAAUAAAUUUGAGUUUAGUUUAUGUUUGUACCGACUUAAUACUAUCAGGACAUUCAUAUUCGGUUACUAUUUUUUUAUUAUUUUCAUUGUAUUAUACAAAUAAUAUAUGGUUAAAAAUUUUUAUUUUUAUAUUGAGUCUUUCUGUUUACGCAUUUCUUAUAAUUGGAUUUAUACAUUAUACUUCAGACGUUUUAUUGGGAUUUAUUUUUGGACUUUUUAUAUUUACUUUUUAUCAUAUAAUGAUAGAUAUAUACCUUCAUUAUUAUAUUAUUAAUAAGCAGUUUGAUGUUAAGCAUAUAUCAAAUAAUAAUAAUAAUAAUAAUAAUAAUAAUAAUAAUAGUAAUAGUAAUAGUAAUACUAUAGCAAAACCAUUUUUUAUGCGAGUCUUCUUUGUAAGGAUGUUUUUAAAAAUCAUUCCUUUUUUAGAUGGUUUAAAUUAUAUAAUAGAUUAUGCGAUGGACAAAAAUAAUAAUAAAACUGCAUUUUGCACAUGUGAAAAAAAAAAUGAAAACUGUGAUAACUCUUUUAUUUAUUUUAGUGAAAGUAAACAUGAAGAAAAGAUGUCAAUAAAUAUAAACGAUCAUAUAUAUNNUAUAUAUACCGGAGAUGGAACGUAUAACAUAUCAUUAUUCAAAUUUAUAACCCAUUUUAAAACAUUGUAAUAUAGGUACAUAAUAUUAUUAUCUUUGUUAUACAUAUAAAAUUUAUGUAAUACCUAUAUAUACAUAUAUAUGUGCGUUUUUAUAUGCAAAAGAUUAAAUCC